AUGUCUCUUUUCCAGAUUGCCUUUGACUAUGCGGCGCCUUUCUUCCUCAUAAGCUCCCCCGUCACGUCCUAUGCCGACCAGAUCCUCAGCAUUCAUCGCACAAGAAGCUCAGCGGGCUUCUCAUUGGAUAUUCCUCUGAUUAUGCUGAUUUCGUCGAUCCUGAAGAUUUUCUUUUGGUUUGGCGAGCACUACUCAGGCACUUUGUUGACGCAAGCAAUUGUCAUGAUCGUGGUACAGAUUACGAUGCUCAAGGUUGCGCUCGAUAAUCGGCCCUCCGCCGGCGUGCGGAAUGGGAUUGAACACACACCCUUCAGCGGUGGUAACUCUGACGGUUCAUCCUCGAGACCCUAUGAGUUUUGGCAGUGGAAGACCACCAAGCCAUAUUGGAUGUCUUUGGCUUAUUUUGUCGGAAUCUUGACCGUCAUCCACCUGACCCCAGUCGCUCAAUCGCAAUUCUAUAUCAGUCUCAUUGGCUACAGCGGACUUGCCGUCGAAGCUACCCUCCCGAUCCCUCAAAUCAUUGCCAACCACCGAUCCGGCUCGUGCAAGGGCUUCCGAGUCUCCGUCGUCGCGGCUUGGAUUCUCGGUGAUACCAUGAAGAUGAGCUACUUUUUCAACAGCACAGAGACCAUCCCCUGGGCAUUCAAGCUCUGUGGUAUCUUCCAGUGCAUUUGCGACUUCUACCUGGGCUUCCAGUUUUAUUACUUCACCCGAAACACUCCCACUCAAACUCCGUCCCACUCCCACUCCAGCUCGCUCUCCAACUCGUUCAACCCACACUCACACUCGAACUCCAACUCCCUAUCCCACGCUUUUCCUCUCUCCGCUUCUCACUCCCGUUCCACCUCCCAGACCGCAGGCGAGUCUAUGGAGCAGAGCGGGCGCUGGGGUCACCACGAGAAGGAUAUCCGCAUGGACUAA
Molecule: messenger RNA, 921 nt
Organism: Penicillium hordei
Lineage: Eukaryota; Fungi; Ascomycota; Eurotiomycetes; Eurotiales; Aspergillaceae
Product: PQ-loop repeat-containing protein
Exons: 4
Coding region: 1-921 (306 amino acids)
Biological process (GO): phospholipid translocation; retrograde transport, endosome to Golgi
Cellular component (GO): trans-Golgi network; endosome
Source: RefSeq, a predicted model, not a curated record